Molecule: messenger RNA, 1101 nt
Organism: Arachis duranensis
Lineage: Eukaryota; Viridiplantae; Streptophyta; Magnoliopsida; Fabales; Fabaceae
Product: short-chain dehydrogenase reductase 3b
Exons: 2
Coding region: 132-944 (270 amino acids)
Source: RefSeq, a predicted model, not a curated record
ACAUAGCAUUAGAGACCCUAAUAAAAAACAUACAAAAGAUAUUGAACAUAUAUCACAAGAGUUAAUAGCUUUGUUUCCAGGUUUUGGGAAACCAAAAGCUCUUCCAUCAAACCAGGAAACUCACAGUCCAAAUGCAGAAACAAAGUAGGUUGGAGGGUAAGGUGGCUCUAAUCACGGGAGCAGCCAGUGGAAUCGGAGAAGAAACGGUGAGACUCUUCGCCGAAAACGGAGCCUAUAUCAUCGUCGCCGAUGUUCAAGACGAUCUCGGUCAUCAAGUCAUAGCUUCAAUAGGCUCCGAUAGAAUCACCUACCGUCACUGUGACGUGAGAGACGAGAAUCAGGUUGAAGAGACCGUCAAUUUCACCUUGGAAAAGCACGGCCGCAUCGAUAUCCUCUUCAGCAACGCCGGUAUACUUGGGUCCCUUUCCGGUAUCCUCGACCUUGAUCUCAAAGAUUUCGAUAACACCAUUGCCAUCAACGUUCGCGGAGUGGCGGCAACGAUAAAGCACGCGGCACGCGCCAUGGUUGCAAAGAAAAUCCGCGGCUCCAUCAUAUGCACGACGAGCGUGGCGGCCACGUUGGGCGGAACGGGUCCUCACAACUACACGACAUCGAAGCACGCGCUCUUGGGGCUCGUGAGAUCGACGUGCAGUGAACUUGGCGGUUAUGGAAUCAGAGUUAAUAGUGUUUCGCCUUACGGAGUUGCAACGCCACUUUCAUGUAAGCCGUUUAAUCUUGGUCCUGAUGAGGUAGAAGCUUCUACUUUGGAAUAUGGGAAUCUGAAAGGGGUGGUGUUGAAGGCUCGGCAUAUUGCGGAGGCGGCGUUGUACCUUGCUUCAGAUGAAUCUGGUUACGUGAGUGGGCAUAACUUGGUGGUUGAUGGUGGAUUCACGGUGGUUAAUGGCAGCUUCUCUGCAAGUUAUAAUUUGUUCACGAAUAGUUAGUUGUGGCUUCACGGUGGUUAACGAUGGCAUGUGUUUAAGCUUUCUUGUUCGCUGUAUCUUUUCAUCUGCAAAUCUUUAUCUCUUUGUCUCCUCCUCUUUCUUAUGAAUUCAUGUAUCUUCAUAUAUGCUUCAGGUAAUGAUUUUCAUAUCAUAGGUA